Molecule: messenger RNA, 264 nt
Organism: Fusarium venenatum
Lineage: Eukaryota; Fungi; Ascomycota; Sordariomycetes; Hypocreales; Nectriaceae
Source: RefSeq, a predicted model, not a curated record
AUGCCAGACGAUAAUCAGGCAACUGAUUGGGAUCAAUGCUGGCCUCGAUCGAGUAUAAGAAGGACGCUUGAUCUCCCUCAAACUCGACUUUUUUUUCUUCAUCCAACAAGCUAUUCACUCUUCAACACAAACUCAACACACUUUUACAACCUUUCGAAGUCUUUCUUCACCAAUACCUUCAACAUGUCUCCCUGCUCUUGCUGUAACCACGCCGACGCUUCUUGCACCAGCGCUUGCUCUUGCUGCAAGGUGAGCAUUCCUUAA